AUGACUCAGAAUCAGACUACUCAGAAGGUAGUGGAUCUACGAAGGAUAGCGAACGAUAAGACAAGGAUCACAACUUACAAGAAGAGGAAAGCUUGUCUUUACAAGAAGGCAGGGGAGUUCUCAACUCUCUGCGGCGUCGACACAUGUCUCAUCGUCUACGGUCCCACCAGAGCGAGCGAUGAGAUGAUUUCCAAGCCUGAGAUAUGGCCGAGUGACGAGACCAAAGCCAGAGACACCAUGCGCAGGUACAGAGACACAGUGGCAUCCAACAGCUGCAAGAAAGAAACCCAUGUCGAGACUUUCGUUAACGAUCUAGGUAAGGCGAAACAAAUGGAGGAUAAAAUUAUGAGAGUGAAGAGUAAUUAUAAUAAUAAGUAUUCUUGCUGGGAGGAGAACCUAGACCAGUGUUCACAAGAGCAGCUACGUGAGCUUUACGAUGCCUUGGGAAACAAGUUACAUGAAGCUAUAAUGAGAAGGGAUCGUAGUAUGUUUAGGGGACAUCAUCAAGCCAUGGAGACGCCGAUCCCGCAGAUUUUGAUGGACCCACAUUACAUGUCACAGUAUUUUGCUGACCAGCAGCAGCAGCAGCAGCUACAGCUUCAAGGGAUGUUCCCUAAUUAUAAUAAUAUGGGUUUCUCGUUUUUCUCAUCUCCUGAUCAUCAGAUUCAAAUGGAGCCGAAUCUUGGGGAGCAAUUUACCGACUUAGAGAUGAACCAAGGCUUGAUGAUGUCAACGGGAAACGAUGGUACACAAAUGAUGCAGAGGCAAGCACCUUACUAUAAUCUUGAACCGGUUGUGCCGAGUUCUGCAUCCUUUAACGUUAAGCCGUUUGCGGGUUAUCAUUAUCAAGGCCCGUUUAAUGUUCCCUGGAGGCCGCCGAAUAAUCAAGUUGGUGAAUGGGAUUUUUUAGGGAAGAAACCGAUUUGA
Thlaspi arvense is the source of this 927-nucleotide messenger RNA. The record is from the annotation of a GenBank genome assembly. Lineage: Eukaryota; Viridiplantae; Streptophyta; Magnoliopsida; Brassicales; Brassicaceae.